Molecule: messenger RNA, 876 nt
Organism: Acipenser ruthenus (sterlet)
Lineage: Eukaryota; Metazoa; Chordata; Actinopteri; Acipenseriformes; Acipenseridae
Product: single-stranded DNA cytosine deaminase-like
Exons: 4
Coding region: 1-612 (203 amino acids)
Biological process (GO): cytidine to uridine editing
Cellular component (GO): cytoplasm; nucleus
Molecular function (GO): zinc ion binding; cytidine deaminase activity; RNA binding
Source: RefSeq, a predicted model, not a curated record
AUGUCCCUCCUUGUCGCACACAGCGUGUUUAUGAAACAGAAGAAGUUUAUCUACCACUAUAGGAACCUGCGCUGGGCUUUCGGGCGACAUGAGACCUAUCUGUGCUACAUUGUGAAGAGGAGAGACAGCCCCACGUCCUACUCUUUAGACUUUGGAUUCCUUCGUAAUCGCUCCGGCUGCCACGUUGAGGUGUUGUUUCUGCGCUAUAUGAGUGCUUGGCAGAUUGACCCUCAUCUCAGUUACUCUGUGACCUGGUUCUGCUCCUGGUCUCCCUGUUUCAGCUGCGCGCUCCACCUGGCUCAGUUCCUGUCCGAGCACCCCAACUUACGCCUGCGCAUCUUUGCGGCCCGUCUGUAUUUCUGCGAGGAGACAAAUUCAGAGCCUGAAGGACUGAGGAGACUCAAAGCUGCUGGGGCGCAUAUCGCAGUCAUGACUUUCAAAGACUAUUUCUACUGCUGGCACACGUUUGUCGCCAGUCAAGACCGUGAGUUCAAAGCCUGGGAGGGGCUCAAUGCAAACUCAAUCCGACUGGCUCGAAAACUCAGACGCAUCCUCCAGCCUGUGGAUGAAAUUGAUGAUCUGAGAGAUGCCUUCAAGCUACUUGGAUUUUGAAAAGAGCAAAUCUAUCUACAGUACAACAGCUGUGACUUUGAAAUGGGGAAUUUCAAGUCAAUUAAAAAAAGCCAUUUCAGUAUGUGUAACAUUGCCCUUUGCUACUCCAUGGUGUUUGCAAUCAUUCCAAGCCGCUCUGGGUUAUUGUAAUUCUUCUCUAAUCUACCUGGCUUUGAGCUUGCUUGAAGAAUUGCUGUGCAUUGACCAUGCUUUAUCAUUCAAUUCAAAUAAUGUGAAAUCAGUAUGACCUUUCAACUCUGACUA